This is a messenger RNA of Leptopilina heterotoma, 3008 nucleotides long. RefSeq names its product transcription elongation factor B polypeptide 3 (gene EloA). Gene Ontology annotation, biological process: transcription elongation by RNA polymerase II. Gene Ontology annotation, cellular component: elongin complex; nucleus. The transcript has 9 exons. Bases 125 to 2416 code for a protein of 763 amino acids. NCBI's taxonomy places the organism in Eukaryota, Metazoa, Arthropoda, Insecta, Hymenoptera, Figitidae. The record is from RefSeq and is a predicted model, not a curated record.
GCACGCAUUUGGCAAUCGGGAGAAAAAGAAGCCGGUCUUUAAACUACCGUAUGAACUUAAUUUAAGUUCUUUACAGCUCAUGAGCUCAGCUGACUGACAGUUGAAUUUUGUCAUCAUUUGCAAUAUGUCUGUAAUAGAAAAAGUACAGCAUUAUCAGCGGAGUAUAGAAAAAUGUUUCGACAACGAAGAAAGGGUGAUGUAUUGCAUAUCCAAACUUUAUCAAUUGCCGGUCACAGUACAGCAUUUAAGGGAAACGGGAGUUGGACGAACAGUAAAUUCGUUGCGUAAAUUCGAUGGAGGUGUUGGUAAUGCAGCGAAGGCUUUGGUUUGUAAAUGGAAGACAAUGGUAGCUGAUGAAGACUCAAGUGAUCCUGAGGAAGAGGACGAAGCUUGUGUGCCAGACGCUCCAGAAAGUUACAGUGAAUCUCCAGAAUCCCCCAGUCCAGAUAACACUUCUGAAAAUAAUAGGCCGAGGCAUAAUAAUGAAGAAUCAAAAGAAAAAUCUGUAAAUAAAUCAACAAAACACGGAUCUUCGGAGCACAGUUCAAAGUAUUCACUAAAAAGCAACACUAAUUCCGAAGUUAGCAAAAGUAAUAAAAGUUCCGAUAAAGAGAGACAUUCAAAAACAGAAUCGAAAAAUCACGAACAAAAGCAGGAAAAUAGAAAGCACUCAUCAAAACAUGAAUACGAUAAUGAAAAAUCAAGAACUUCAAAAGAACAAGACACAAAAAGAAGGCACGAUUCAAAGGAUAAAAAUCGAACAGACUCAGACAUCGGUAAAGUCUCCAGUAGUACUGAAUCAUGCGAAAUGAAUGACAAUCACAGAAAACGUAAACAGGAAAAAUCAACAAGGGACAAGGAGGUUAACAAGAAAAGGAGAUAUUCAGAUUCCGAAAGCGAGGAGGAUAAUUCUCGUCUUAUUAUUAAUUCGCCAAUAGUUUCCGAGCCCGAAUCGCCUAACGCAGAGUCUGACACAGGAACUGAAACAUCAGGAACUUCAAAAAAGAAAAGUAAUCAUUCAUCAUGUGAUAAAACACCUUCGCGAAAAGAAACAAGUGAUAAAGAGAAAAAACGAAACAAAGAAAAAAGUGAUACAAAGCACAAGUCGAAAUCCGAGGGUGAGAGGGAAAGUUCAAAACCAAAAGAUUCAAAGAAAGAUGAUAAGCGUAAAAAAGAAAGUCAUAGUUCUAGUAAACAUUCUUCUAAGUCAAAAAGUUCACAUAGUUCAUCUAGUAGUAAAGAACGUAGUAGGAGCAGUGAUGUAGAGCAGGAAAAGGAUAAGAAACAUAAGCGAGAUGAUAAGUCCAAGUCUAGCGAUAGUAAGGAAAAUGACAAAGAUCAGAAAUUAAAGAAGAAAAUCAAGAAGGAAAAUAGCGAGGAAAUUGAUGGCAUUGAUUCUCAAUCAGGUACAAGUUUUGCAGAAGCUCUUGGCAUGUGCACGAUGCCACCGCCUUCACGUAAACGAGGAAACUAUCCGAGUAGUUCAUCUGCGCCAAAACCAAUUAAAGUAGAACCCGGUACUUCUUGUACUUCUGCUAAGAUAUCACCACCAAUAACAAUUAAGACUGAAGCAUCCAAUAUUAAUUUAAAUCCAUUGUCACUUUUGUCAUCAAAUGUCAAACUUGAACCAUUAAGCAUAGACUUGGCAUCAACUUUACCUGAAAUUAGUCCUAAUUAUAAGCCACUAGCUCAUAGCGUAGUUCCAGUAAAUCGAAAAAUCGAUGAAUGCAGAGCUCUGUCCGAUGCAAUAUACUGCAAAACACAAAGAACAAAAGUCUUUUCUGGAAAUAAAAGCAGUUUGACAAAUAUACCAACUUUGUAUGAACUGUGCAUUAGAGUAUUAAUAGAUAAUAUUGAAGCUCUGGAAGUUACGGGUGGUGUUCCAUAUUACAUAAUAAAACCAGUUUUAGAAAGAGCAACACCUGACCAACUGUUUAUGUUGGAACACUUUAAUCCGUACCUUAUCGAAGACACAGAUCCCUUAUGGAAAUUUCAUUGUAGCCGCGAGUUUAGAACUCAAUCGAGAGAAGAGAUGGAAUCUUGGCGAGAUAUGUAUAUGCGCUGCUUGGACGAAAGAGAGGCAAAAUUGAAAGCUUUUACGGCAAAUAUGAAACAUGCAAUGGACAAAUCUGUACCAGUGAGGUCGACCAUACAGGUGUAUGAUGAUCACAUUAAACCACCUCGAAAUGUAUUGCGAAAGCAAGCCAAAUACGGAACUGCGAGAGAUUUGCCCAUCACUUCAUCGGAAGUUAAGAAAAAACUAAUUUCUGGUAAUACUCAGAGCAAUUCUUCAACAACUUGCCCACCGUCGCCAAUAGCCCGAAUAAAAGCAUCUUCCUCUACUAUCGGAAAGAAAACAAAAGCUCCACUGAUGGCAAAAGCCAUUAAAUUCAUAAAAGGAAGUUACAGACGAUAGUUGAACUAUUAAACAGUACGCGAUUUAAACGAUCUAUCAAUAAUAAGUUGGAUAUGCAUCUCUUCCACCAAUUUUUUUUUGAAACGAUAUUCCUCGAUUACGACAUUUUUUUUUAUAAAGAAGAUUACGCAAAAUUUAUUGCGUAAAUAAAUGUUUUUUAAGUUAUUAUAUUAUAAAGAAAAACAAAACAAAUCACAUGCUUUUAUUUGAAUAAUUAAUUUAGCAAAUUUUUAAUUCAUCACCACUGUGUUAAAUGAUAUUUGUAAAUUUGUAAUUUUAUUCGUAUGCAACUGGAAAUAAAAUAUCCUCUUUUCUUUUUGUAUAUUUAAAAGAAACAAUAAAUGUUACUUUCGUGAGUAUUUGUGAUUGUGUAUAAAAAUGGACUUCGUACAACAAUGCGUUUGAUUCUCAAUUAUUAUGGGAGUCAAUUUAUCACACACAAUGUGAACAUGUCUAAAAUUUAUUUUUUAUACAUUAUAAUAUUGCUUGUAAUUAAUGUUAUAACGUAAUAAUUAAAAUAUUUCAAUUAAUGUUAAGUGAUUAGUGUAAUAAUUGUUAUUAUUAGAAAAUAUAUUAAAUAAGAAGUAAUAAA